This is a messenger RNA of Dujonia railenensis, 1716 nucleotides long. NCBI's taxonomy places the organism in Eukaryota, Fungi, Ascomycota, Pichiomycetes, Serinales, Debaryomycetaceae. The record is from the annotation of a GenBank genome assembly.
AUGGAGUCAAAAAAAUCAAAUAGCGCUACACCCUUGCACUCUAUUCGCUCCAAUGUUGAUGUUGAUGCUAUCCAUAUAACAUCUGUUCUUUCUAAUAAAGGUAUCACGAUUAAUGUUGACCAUGUAAUCGAUGAUGAUGAAGCCAAAAUUUUAGCUUUAGGUUAUAAACAAGAGUUCAAGAGAGAAUUUUCUCUUUUCUCUAUUUUCGCUGUUUCCUUUUCAGUUCUUGGAUUGUUACCAUCUAUUGGUUCAUGUUUUGGCUACCAACAGCUUGUUGUUGGUAUGUCUCCAAUUCCUUGGCUAAUUGCUGUAUUAUUUAUUACAUCUGUUGCUUACUCCAUGGCAGAAAUUGCUUCAGCAUUCCCAACUUCUGCGGGAACUCCAUAUGCUGUGUCCCAAUUGGCACCUCCUAAAUGGUCCGCUUUUUUAACAUGGAUGACUUGUUACUCAAACUGGCUUUGCCAGAUCACCGCUUCUCCUUCCGUUAAUUAUGCUUGUGCCUGUAUGAUAUUGGCUUUGAAAGCAUAUAAUUCUACGGAUGGUUACUCCCCUUCAAAUGGUGAAAUUUAUGGGUUAACUUUGGGUAUUCAAAUUUCUCAUGCCAUUAUUUCAUCAGGUCCAACCAAAUGGUUAGCUAGAUUUAAUUCUUUCAGUACUAUUGUGAAUAUGUUAUUUUUAGUAAUUGUAUUUGUCAUGAUCUUGGCAGGGAACAAAAGAUCUGAAAUCAAUGAAGGUGCAACUAAAUUUAACUCUAAUAGUAUUGCUUGGAGUUUAGAUAAUCAAACUGCUUGGCCAAUGGGUUUUGCAAUGUUACAGUCAUUCUUAGGUGUUAUUUGGGCAAUGUCUGGUUACGAUUCUCCAUUUCAUUUAUCUGAAGAAUGUUCCAAUGCGGCCGUUGCCGCUCCAAAGGCCAUUGUAUUAACUGCCACUUGUGGUGGUGUUAUUGGUUUUCUUUUCAUGUUGGCAAUUUCAUAUACAUUAUACGACCUUGAUGAAAUAGCUGCUGAUCCUCAAGGAUUGGGGCAGCCUUUCGUCACCUACUUGUCACAAAUAAUGGAUAAAGACUUAGUCAACACAGCAACUGCCUUUACAGCUAUUUCAGGAUACUUUAUGGGGUGCUCUUGUUUAUUUGCUGCUUCCCGUGUCACUUACGCUUAUUCAAGGGAUGGUAUUUUCCCAUUAUCAAACAUUUGGAAGAAAGUCAACAAAACUACUCAAACCCCUGUAAAUGCAGUUUGGAUUAAUAUGUUCCUUGGUCAACUUUUCUUAUUACUUAUGUUUGCUGGUGACGUCGCUAUUGCAGCUAUUUUCUCAGUCGGUGGUAUUGCUGGAUUUGUUUCCUUCACUAUGCCAACAUUACUUAAGAUUACCGUUGCUAGAGAUUUCCAAAGGGGCCCAUGGAGUUUAGGUAGGUACUCCACUCCAAUUGGAGUCGUAUCUUGUGCAUUCGUUGCUGUUAUGAUUCCCGUGUUAUGUUUCCCCUAUGUUAAGGGUGAUGAUUUAACACCUGAUGAGAUGAACUGGACUGUCUUAUGUUAUUUUGGCCCUAUGUUAUUAGCUGGUAUCUGGUACUUUAUUUACGGUAGAACAUUCUACUCUGGGCCAAAAUGUAACAUUGAUGAAGCUGAUAUUAUUUAUGAUGAUACUGGAUUAAUUGAUGGAGUUGAACAAACUGAGAAGCAUCAAACUCAAAUAGACACCAAGGAGAGUACAUAG